CCUUUCCUCUCUGGGUCCCCAGAUCUCCUCAUCAUGUUCUGGCCUCCCCUUCUCAUCCUUCUAGUGCUGUGGUGCACAGGUUCAGAUUCUCAGCCUGUGCUGACUCAGCCGCCAUCAGCAUCGGUGACACCAGGGAAGACAGUGAAGCUCUCCUGCGUCAUGAGCAGUGGGUUUGACAUCAGUGGCUAUGACAUAUACUGGUACCAGCAGAAGCCUGGAAAUCCCCCAAGAUACCUCUUAUAUUAUAAGUCAGAUUCCAGCAAGCACCAGGGCUCUGGGGUCCCCUCUCGUUUCUCUGCUUCCAAAGACACGUCUGCAAACACCUGCCAUUUAACCAUCACGGGAUCCCUGGCAGAAGACGAGGCUGAUUACCACUGUGCUACCUAUCAUGGCAGUGGCAGUACCUUUCGGUAA
Messenger RNA from Gekko japonicus, 414 nucleotides. Its product is annotated as immunoglobulin iota chain-like. The transcript is spliced from 2 exons. Gene Ontology annotation, biological process: immunoglobulin production; immune response. Lineage: Eukaryota; Metazoa; Chordata; Lepidosauria; Squamata; Gekkonidae. Bases 34 to 414 code for a protein of 126 amino acids. The record is from RefSeq and is a predicted model, not a curated record.